AUGGCAGCCGGCGCCAGACGGUUGAAGACCGUUAGCGGUCGUGGUGGUGGUGGUGAUGACAAUGGAAUAGGGAAACGACUGCUAAUGGAAGUUGGUAAUAGUGAAGAGACUCUCUCGAAUCUCCUCAGCGACAUCCAACUGACUGCCCAACACCACAACACAUCCAGUGGUUUCCUCAAUAUCCCCCAGAUCGAUGCUCUUCUUCGUCCACAUUUACAGGACCAUCUCCACAACCAAUCCAUCGCACAAGCACAUUCACAGCAUCCCGUUGGAUCCUUUGAUAUUCCUUCAGAUGAUGUUCCGUUGCCUCGUGAUAAACCUGCCAUCAUUGAAAUAUCCUCCAAUGGCAGCGGUACAGGCAAGACCCACCUGUUAUAUUACAUAACAUGCGUGGCAUUACUCCCUUCCUCGUGGAACGGGAUAAACCUCGAAGGGAAAGAGAGUGCAGUUGUUUUUAUCGAUUGUGAUGGCCGUUUCGAUAUCCUUCGCUUUUCAGAGGUCAUGGAGUCGUAUAUCGAAUCACGCAUCUCGCUGGCAAUUCAGUUCUGCGAAUCCAAACAGACUUCGGCCGCAAAAGAUCCUAUGUCUGAAGAUAUUCCUGAUCCUCCUAUAUCUUCGCAAGCCGAAGACGAGGAAAUCAAGGAAUAUUUGACGUUGUUGAGUUCUAUAACUCCAUCUGAUAUCGUCGAGCUCGCAGUCUACUGCCUUUCUCAUUUGCAUGUAUACACCCCAACAUCCUCCUCCCAUUUUCUAGACAUCCUUUCUUCGAUCCCAGAAUACCUUCUCUCUUCCCCUUCUUUCUCUUCACAAGGACUUCCCCUAUCAUCUGUGAUAAUAGACGGUAUCUCUGCCUUCUAUUGGCUCGAAAGAGCCUCGUCAGCAUCGACGACCACCCCUUCUAUGGUCUUCUCAGAUGCAACAACCUCACAAUCAACUUCAGCCCAAGACAAGAAAGAUGAAACAAACCAGCUUCCCCAGAAGAUAAUAGAAGAUGAUAUGGAACCAAAACUAUCUUUACAAGCCCGUUAUGAUCUAAUAAUCUCCCAUCUCCUCACCAUAACCGCCCGGUUCAACAAUAACACAAUAAUCACAAACACCAUCAUCCCGACUAACUCCUCACAUCCAAUAUCUCAUAAUAAUACACCAGUAUACCCUCGUCACCUACCGACGUGUUAUACUUACUCACCCACCUUUCUAAGCGCGAGGAUUAUAUUGUCAAAGGAUGUGGUGGCACCUUUUCAUGCGGAUAUAGGAAUUUUGGAGGCGUACAAGGAGAGAAAUAUGAGGAUGGAAGUGGUCAGAAAGGCUGGAGUCAGUGCUUGGGUUGAAGGGGCUGGGGUGAGAAAAGGUGAGGUGGGGAAGAAGAAUGGUGGGUGGUUUUGGUUCUGGAUUGGGGAGGACGGGGUCAAGGUUGGUGCUGAAGAUGAUGAUUAG
Orbilia oligospora ATCC 24927 is the source of this 1434-nucleotide messenger RNA. RefSeq lists its product as uncharacterized. Gene Ontology annotation, molecular function: four-way junction DNA binding. The transcript is spliced from 2 exons. Gene Ontology annotation, biological process: double-strand break repair via homologous recombination; DNA strand invasion. Bases 1 to 1434 code for a protein of 477 amino acids. Lineage: Eukaryota; Fungi; Ascomycota; Orbiliomycetes; Orbiliales; Orbiliaceae. Gene Ontology annotation, cellular component: Rad51B-Rad51C-Rad51D-XRCC2 complex; replication fork; centrosome. The record is from RefSeq and is a predicted model, not a curated record.